GUUGGAUGUGUAAAUGGCACAACACGUAUAUUGUUCUAGUACAUUCCGAUAUGAACGAGACGAGAUGACAGACUUAGCCACAAAGAAAAAAAAUUGCUAUUACAAAAACAAAAAUCCCGCGGCGAUAUCUGGGCCUUACAAAUAGGGCCCUAUAAUUUCAACGAACCAGAUUCAAUCUUCCCCUCCAUCCACUCCCUUUACUCUCCUUUCCCCUUUUUAUUAAAGAUUCCCAACUCCUCUUAUUUUCAAGAUUCAUUCUUUUCAGCUAAGUUACCGCACACACACACUUGGAAUCUGCGUGAAUCUACGGGCUGUUUCUGCACGAGCUAGCUGCGAUGGGGGAUCACGAACAUCACAAGGAAGAGGAGAAGAAGGACGAGUCUCUGAUGGAGAAAAUCGCCGACAAAAUUCACGAUCGCGAUUCGUCGUCGUCGUCGUCUGAUUCCGAUGACGAGAAGAAGAAGUCCAAAUCAUUGAAGGACAAGGUCUACCGCCUCUUCGGCCGGGAGAAGCCUCUUCACAGAGUCCUUGGCGGCGGCAAACCUGCUGAUGUUUUCCUAUGGAGGGACAAGAAGGUUUCAGCUGGAGUGCUUGGAGGGGCUACUGCUGCUUGGGUCUUGUUUGAUGUCCUCGAGUACCAUUUGCUCACAUUGCUCUGUCAUGGUUUGAUGCUUGGUCUAGUGGGUCUCUUCUUGUGGUCUACCGCUAACACCUUCAUAAAGAAAUCUCCACCACAUAUCCCACAAGUGAUUAUCCCGGAGGAGCCUGUGAUGAAGUGUGCUUCUGCAUUGAGAAUUGAAAUUAAUCGAGGCUUUGCAGUUCUGAGGGACAUUGCAUCCGGAAAGGAUUUAAAGAAGUUCCUAUCGGUGAUUGCUGGCUUGUGGAUUUUGUCCUUGGUGGGUGGUUGCUGCGACUUCUUGACACUUCUCUACACAAUUACUAUAGCGCUUUUCACCGUGCCCAUCUUCUAUGAGAAAUACGAGGACAAGGUGGACUUUUAUGCUGAGAAGGCAAUGGCCGAGCUCAAGAAACAGUAUGCAGUAUUUGAUGCUAAAGUUUUGAGCAAGAUUCCGAGGGGGCCGCUGAAAGAUAAGAAGAAAGACUGAAGAUGCUUCACAUAUUUGCAUGUACGUUGUCUGUUUUAAGUUCUUUCCGCGAAUCAUCAGUUGAUGGAUCACAUUGUGGUUGGAUUGUCCUAUCCUAUCCUAUGUUGAUAUUAUUACGCUAAAAUACAUGGUUAUAACUUGACUUCAUCUUUGUAAAGUAUGAUAUGUUUCUUCUUGAUUAACUCCUCGAAGGAGCGCUAGUUAUUUUUGUUUCUCA
Salvia miltiorrhiza (redroot sage) is the source of this 1323-nucleotide messenger RNA. RefSeq names its product reticulon-like protein B2. The coding region runs from base 336 to 1106 and encodes 256 amino acids. NCBI's taxonomy places the organism in Eukaryota, Viridiplantae, Streptophyta, Magnoliopsida, Lamiales, Lamiaceae. The record is from RefSeq and is a predicted model, not a curated record. The transcript is spliced from 5 exons.